CACCAGGUGUGGACUGCCCGCUCGAUCAUUUAGCAUGAAGAAUAGAAACGAGAAUGGCAAUAAGAAACUCAGCUUUGCAGACGUUGUUUUGUCGUUUGACGAUCAGCGUCACUUGGUGCAGACGACUAUGAGUUGGGAUACCCGCCAUUGCGAAGAAUCCAUGCCCGAGUAUGGAGCCUUUCUCUACCAGAUCAGAGAAGCUGGCAAAGAGUCGGCGAACUGCGUCGACCUCACCUGCAAAACGACCGACAUACUGUGCAACACGUUGUUUGUCACGUUGUUCAUAGGCGUGUCCCUUGCGUUACCGGUUGCGAUGGUUUCCAUUGGCGUGAAGUACCUGGAAGACUGCCCCAAGGAGCCCCGCAUCCCUGUGUAUCUGCUUGUUGGCGGCUGUUUCGGCGUCAUCAAACUGCUGUCCUCUCUCUGGCGCAACAUCCAGACGCGCCGAUACCAUGACGUUAUCUUUGACGACCCGGAUGCAGACGGUGCCUUCAAUAGUUCAACCUAUCGCACUAUGGACACGCUGUUGUUCUUGUUCUUGUUUGGUUGGCAGAUUGCGGGCACGUUUUGGACAUUUAACAUCUGGACGCCUCAUUUUGAACAGCUCCUGUACGAGCCGAGCAACUGGUGUGAUAAGACGGUGUACAUGUUCACCGUGUACCAGUUGUUUACGUGCUACGUUGUCAUAGCGGCGUUCGUGUUGGUGCUUGGAACAAUCCUGUUUUUACAGAAGUGUUGUUGCAGCUAAUGCAGACACAUACUGAAGUGUAAUUGUUUAAGAUAAUUAUUGACAUUUUGUACAUUGACGUAUUUUCUAUCCCUAUACUUAUACGGUCCGGUGUGUUAUUGUAUAUAUAUUCGAUGCUAGCAUUCUGGUGCUAUUUUGUAUAAUAUCCAUAGGAACAUUCUUUUUAAGGUGAAUGCAAAGAGAAAUUGAAGAAAGUAUUCACCUUUACGUUAAUCUUGCGUUGGUUAAAUUUCUAAAAAA
Molecule: messenger RNA, 988 nt
Organism: Dreissena polymorpha
Lineage: Eukaryota; Metazoa; Mollusca; Bivalvia; Myida; Dreissenidae
Product: transmembrane protein 272-like
Exons: 4
Coding region: 35-748 (237 amino acids)
Source: RefSeq, a predicted model, not a curated record